This is a messenger RNA of Nestor notabilis (Kea), 498 nucleotides long. Its product is annotated as netrin receptor UNC5A-like. Gene Ontology annotation, biological process: netrin-activated signaling pathway; anterior/posterior axon guidance. The record is from RefSeq and is a predicted model, not a curated record. The transcript is spliced from 4 exons. NCBI's taxonomy places the organism in Eukaryota, Metazoa, Chordata, Aves, Psittaciformes, Psittacidae. Gene Ontology annotation, molecular function: netrin receptor activity; protein binding. Bases 1 to 498 code for a protein of 165 amino acids. Gene Ontology annotation, cellular component: membrane.
AUGCCCAGCUCCCUCUGGAAGAGCAAGCUGCUCGCCAGUUACCAGGAGAUCCCUUUCUACCACAUCUGGAGCGGGCUGCAGCCCUUCCUGCACUGCACCUUCACCCUGGAGCGCCUGAGCCCCAGUACCUGCGAGCUGGCCUGCAAGAUCUGGGACACAAGGUUUUCAGACUGGCUGGUCCCUGACAGUGAGGUGGGCGCCCCAGCCCUCGUGGGCCCCAGUGCCUUCAAGAUCCCCUUCCUCAUCCGCCAGAAGAUCAUCAGCAGCCUGGACCCACCAGGCACCCGGGGAGCCGACUGGAGGACACUGGCCCAGAAGCUCAACCUUGACAGCCAUCUCAGCUUCUUCGCCUCAAAGCCCAGCCCCACAGCCAUGAUCCUCAACCUGUGGGAAGCGCGGCACUUCCCUAAUGGCAACCUCUCUCAGCUGGCUGCUGCCGUGGCCGAGGUGGGCAAGCAGGAUGGUACCCUCUUCGCUGUCUCCGAGGCCGAGUGCUGA